AUGUCCACUUCAAGCAACUGGACGAUGUCCGAGCUAGCGGGGGAGCCGAUACCAUUUCACGCCCGCAUGAUCUUCAUCAUCGUUGGCAUCUUCUACAUCGUCGCUGGGCUUGUGGGUAACGUGGUCAUCAUCCUGACCGUGGUCACCAACAAAGUCAUGCAUAAUCCACAUUACUAUUUCAUCAUCAACCUGGCUGUGGCUGACCUGACCAUUAUAGCCUAUGUAGUUCCAUGGACGGUGGUCGGUCUGGUGAUUGGUUACUAUCCAGUGACCAGCAUGUCCCUCUGUGUGUUCAACGGCGUCAUUAUCGUCACUGGCUACCUGGCCUCUCUCAUGACCUUGAUGGUCAUUUCCAUAAACAGGUAUUUAAACAUCUGCCACAGGGAGAUUUUCGCGGCCAUGUUCUCCAGGAAGAUCCUCUCCUCCAUUAUCUACUGCUCAGUUAUCUGGUGCUUGGCCUUUCUGUCGGCGCUGCCGGCCCUGGUGGGCUGGAGCCGGUUUCACUUCGAUGUCAAGACCCACUACUGUGGCUACGACCGAACCUACAACUUUUAUUACACUCUCUUUCUGAUGCUUUGGGCCAUAGGCAUUCCCGUCAUCAUCGUGCUGGCUUGCAACAUUGGGCUCUGGUGGUUCAUCCGCAGGGCUUCCAGGAGGAUACACCACUUUAAAGCCGGCCAGUCGACCGCCAUCGGAGUCGCAUCGACAACGUCCUCUUAUUCAACAUCAGACGCUUCCUCAAACGCGCAGAGCGAUAGCGCUGUUCAACUCACUGAGAAAAUUGAAAAACGCGGGAGCUCAUCUCUCAGCAAACGAGAAAUUCUUAAUGGACCGAACGUUUCCGUCAAGACUGACUCUUCGCUUCCUGGAAACUCGCUUUUACCCAUCAGAAAUAUGACGUCAUUAACCCCUCCUUAUCCUCGAACCCAGGGUUCAAAGAAUGUGGAUUUGUAUGAAUCAAAUACUCCCCAUUCUUCAUCACAAGUUCAAAGAAACGAUCAAAUGAAUGAAAGGGCGCCGUUAAAGAAGCUUGUAACGCCGGAAGAACUUUCUCUGAUCAAGUCUCUCUUCGUGGUCUUCGUUUGUUUCGCUGUUCUGAUGACGCCUUACAUGAUGGCCUGUCUGCUGGACACGUCCAACCAGUGGCCCUCCGUGGUCCACCUGACCUGCACGUAUACGUCCUUCACCAACACCUGCAUCAACUGGGUCGUCUACGGCGUGAUGAACAAGAACUUUAAGCGCGCCUACAAGAAGCUCUUCUGCUGCAAGUUCGGGAAGUCCCGAAAGACAGCGGCCGCGUCUGCUUCAAGAACGGACCAGGAAAACGCUUCUCAUCUUCAACAUGGCUAUCGUGUGGAAACGUUUGCUAGUAGAGACCAACAGAUCAAUUGAAAUAAGAUCCCAUAAGGAUUGCCAAAUAGAACCGAGUUGCAAUGGCGGGGAUGAAAGAAAGCCUCAGCAGCCUGUC
Molecule: messenger RNA, 1468 nt
Organism: Biomphalaria glabrata
Lineage: Eukaryota; Metazoa; Mollusca; Gastropoda; Planorbidae
Product: melatonin receptor type 1A-like
Exons: 4
Coding region: 1-1392 (463 amino acids)
Biological process (GO): G protein-coupled receptor signaling pathway
Cellular component (GO): membrane
Molecular function (GO): G protein-coupled receptor activity
Source: RefSeq, a predicted model, not a curated record